AUGUGUCUAAAAAAUGAUGUCACCAAUCAAAAGUGUUUCAAUGGUUCCUAUCCAAGCAAGCAAUUAAAUAAAUCUCAUGGGACUCAUGCAUCACAUGAGUCAAUCACAUGUAAUGACGUACCUGAUAUAGUAUGCAAGCAAUUAAAUAGCACUUUUUCAGUUUUGCAUAACCAUAUUUCCCCAUUGAAAACAAAAUUCUAUAACCGUAAUUGGAACCUAAUUAAAAUUUUUGAUUCUCCAAGAAAAAAAAACAAAAAAAAAUCCCAACAAUCAAGAGAGCAUAUAAAGCAGCUAAAACUUUUGGACUUUCAUAGCAAUCACAACAAAAACUCAGGCAAAAAAUAA
This is a messenger RNA of Ilex paraguariensis (yerba mate), 345 nucleotides long. The record is from the annotation of a GenBank genome assembly. Lineage: Eukaryota; Viridiplantae; Streptophyta; Magnoliopsida; Aquifoliales; Aquifoliaceae.